Messenger RNA from Adineta ricciae, 795 nucleotides. The record is from the annotation of a GenBank genome assembly. NCBI's taxonomy places the organism in Eukaryota, Metazoa, Rotifera, Eurotatoria, Adinetida, Adinetidae.
AUGGCUAUUUUUUUCCUCGUUCCAAAAUUUCUCUGGCACACUUUUUCUCGUCGAACUGGUCUUAACAUUCGACAAUUAGUUCAUACGAUUAAAGAGAAAUCAGAUGGUGUUGAUUAUGUUAAACAUUCAAUGAAACGUUAUCUCGAUCAAAUGAAUCAAUUACAUCGAACUAAUUGUUGUGGUAUUCGUUGUAAUAACUUCUAUCUUGGUUAUACAUUAACAUACUUUAUUAUCAAAUUUCUUUAUAUGAUUAAUACAAUUGUACAAUUCUUUUUACUCAAUGCAUUUCUUUCAUUUCAAUAUACUGGUUAUGGUGUUGAAACAUUGAAUCAACUUUUUAAUGGUCAUGAUUGGUUUGAAUCACCUCGAUUUCCUCGUGUAACAAUGUGUGAUUUUAUGAUUCGACAUUUAGGAUCAAAUCAACAUUGGUAUUCAAUCCAAUGUAAUUUACCAAUUAAUAUGUAUAAUGAAAAAAUCUUUCUUGGUGUUUGGAUUUGGUUAAUAGUGUUAACAAUUUUAAAUAUGAUAUCAACAAUAUCAUGGAUUAUUUCAUUAAGUACUGGACGUCAAUUAGCUACGACUAGAAAAUAUUUACGAAUUGGCGAAAUUGAAUCAUCAGAAAUUGAGACAACAAAAUUGCAGAGAUUAAAUGACGAACGAGAUUUUCUCGAAUAUAUGCAUUUCGAUGCAUUUCUUAUCUUUAAAAUAAUUGCUCAUAAUACUGAUGAAAUAUCAGCUGGGCAAAUUAUUGAAUAUUUAUAUCGAAAUUUGAAUCAUCACGUAGAAAUUAUAUGA